AUGGGAGAAGUCGCCAACGUUAUCGUCGCUUUCGCAGUAAUUGUCUUCCUGUUCAAGUGGGUGACAUCCUCAAGUAGUGGAACUCCGGACAGGACUGCGGCCGAUACCCUUGGCUUCAGACCGAAGAAUGCCACCCAGGAUAUGGUGGACACGGUAUCUGCAAUGUUCCCGGAUAUACCACCAGAUAACAUCCGCUACGACCUUUUGAGGACCGGAAAUGUCGAACUCACAACCAAUAAGAUCCUUGAGAAGGGUUUCUUGGAGGCUCCCCCGCCAGCCUACUACACUCUAUACCCGCGAACGCAGAACCCCGCGCCCGCCCGACCAGCCACACGGAAUACCGCCGCUUCGACGUCGAAGCAGCCACAAGAAAGUCUCAUAAGUCGCUAUAGCCUCCAGGACCGAGUGGCGAACCAGAAACCCGACGACCCUCCCGUGUCGGAGCAGGAGAUCGGGGGGAAGGCUGUUUGGGAGGACACGCCGGAGAAGCGCGAAGCGAGCCUCAGAGAGCGUAAAGCUCAGAUGAUCUUGGCGGCGAGACAGUGA
Pleurotus ostreatus (oyster mushroom) is the source of this 546-nucleotide messenger RNA. RefSeq lists its product as uncharacterized. The record is from RefSeq and is a predicted model, not a curated record. The transcript has 5 exons. The coding region runs from base 1 to 546 and encodes 181 amino acids. NCBI's taxonomy places the organism in Eukaryota, Fungi, Basidiomycota, Agaricomycetes, Agaricales, Pleurotaceae. Gene Ontology annotation, molecular function: ubiquitin binding.